This is a messenger RNA of Lemur catta (Ring-tailed lemur), 1534 nucleotides long. Its product is annotated as apolipoprotein F-like. Gene Ontology annotation, biological process: cholesterol metabolic process. Lineage: Eukaryota; Metazoa; Chordata; Mammalia; Primates; Lemuridae. The transcript has 2 exons. The record is from RefSeq and is a predicted model, not a curated record. Bases 402 to 1166 code for a protein of 254 amino acids.
UCUCCUACCCAGAAAUCAUUGGCAUCCCUGCCUUUUCCCUUCCUCUUCCCCAGAAGAUACAGAGGAGCUUUUCCUGAUCUAAGUUUAGGUCUAGGAUAAAUCUUAGGGUGACAGGGAUGUGGGGCAGGAAAAGCAGGACCCACAAAAGUAAAAGACCUGUUUGUCAGCAUGGGGCAAAGGUAAGGAGGGCAAAGUCUGGGCCAGGAAGAGGUGGAUAAAUAUUUGUGAAUGUUCUUCACUGAUUUCAGAAGGCAUUAACUUUUUCAGCUGGGGUAGAGAAAAAGUGAGAUCUGGAAAAUAUCCAUUCAGAUUAGGGAAGUACCAAGACAAAGGACGUGUUUUGGACCAUCUCGCCCUCUGGCUUCUUUCUUUCUGGAACAGGGCUGUUCUGCUGUCCCACCAUGAUGCAGACUGUGCUGCUCCUUUGCUGUGUCCUGCUGUCCCUAGUGGCUGCCUUUCCAAUAAAUACCCAGAAUGGGGCCCUGAACUUCCAGCCAUCUUUCACAGAGACUGGGCAUCCAUCAAACAUGCUCUCCGGCCAGAUCCCUAUCCCAGAUCCCAGGACCUGCCAGGAUCUCUUGCACACAGCCCCCUCCUUAGCCCCUCUGCCUGAGUACCUGACCAGCUUAGCUCUGAGGGUGGCCCUGGAGGAGGUCGGCUGCCCAACUGAGGCGCAUAUUCUGCAGCUUCAGCUCAUUAGGAUGGGAGGGAAGGACACCACUGAAACCCUCAUCCGUGAGAGUCAAAAGCUCAAUGGGAAGGAAGGGGUUGGCAAUACCAACACCAUCCUGAGGGAUCUGGGGGAAUCCCCAGGGGAGCUUAGGCGGGUCCAGCGCGCAGUUACCCUUCCUGAAGCAUGUACCUCUGAGCAUGGGCAGGUGCUCUACGAGACAGCAGCACUGAUAGUUGAAUUUGCUGAGAAGCUCCCUUCCUCUGAGCUGAUAACAGAGUUCAAGACUUCUGCCAUCAAUGUCACCCAGAAGUGCACAGUUGAGUCUUGGGAGCAUUUGGAAGAAGUACGCAAACGACUGAUGAAAAGCCCCGAAAUUGAGAACCUCACAAUGCCUCUAGAAGAUCAAAUAUACUUUCUUGUGCAUAUUGUAACCAUUCUGAAACGCAUUAUACUGAAUUUGAUAAAGAAUUCUUUCCAGGCUUAUUUUGGAUAGCAAGGACUCUUAGACACAUUCCCUUUCUCAAAAGUCUCUGAUAGGCCUGUGUACAGGGACUUGGCACAGUAGGUAGUUAGAAAUGUCGAGAAUAGCUUGGGAGAGAUGUAUGUUCCUCAUUUGAUCCCAGUGCUAAGAGACAUGUAAUGAGAAUCAGCCUUACCCCUCUCAGUAUGUCCGAGCCCGUUUCUUCUCCCAAUUUCUCUCUCUUUCAGUUGUCAAAUACUGUGGAUUUAUUAUGUACUAGGCAUGAAAGGUAAUCUUCCCCAUUCAUUUUCCUUAUACUUUCUAAUUCCCUAACUGAAUGCUGUAGCUUGCUUAUGUUAAUUUUUAACUGAAAAGAAAAAUAAAAAACUGCUUCUGUAUCA